Molecule: messenger RNA, 1140 nt
Organism: Pseudo-nitzschia multistriata
Lineage: Eukaryota; Bacillariophyta; Bacillariophyceae; Bacillariales; Bacillariaceae
Source: the annotation of a GenBank genome assembly
CGGACUGGAUUGCGCAGGUAAGAAAAGAUGAAUGCGACGCUUCCGAAMCUUCCCCUUUUUCUCUGGGUAUGAAUGUGCCAUGUGUUUCGGGAUGAUUCUAUCUCUUUCUCUCUCUCUCACGCACACGCCUCAUCUUUUUUCGAACCUAAUCUACGGAUAGUUUGAUAUCGACGAGUAUCUUGUUCCAAUGGGUGAACUCACUUCGCUCCACCAACUUUUAGACACACUUGAUGAAGAGGGAACUAAGAUCAUCUCGUUUGGAUCAUGGAGAGCGUGGCCGAGACGAAAAUUUAUUGAGUAAGUUUAAGACUCGCACCCAAUUGGUUGAACUGAAAUAGAUUGCAGCCAUCGAAGAUUAAUUCUAUUUGCAUUUUCUUUGUUUCGAAGGGACCCUGAAUUGACCAGAAUGAAUGGUAGGGCGAAUUGCGGAAGAAAUGACGGGGACUGCUUUCAAUUGACCGUCCCGAAAAACUACACCAUGCUUCAAGCGUAUAAUUGUGAUCGGCAGCCGCCUGGCAAAAAGAAGGAAAAGAUGCCGGCCGAAAAACAGGUGAGAGCAAAUGAGAAAUGAAGUGGAUUUGAAGAUGUUUCGUAAAAUUCGUCCAAUUUCUCAUGAAGAACUUUCUGAAUUCUUCUGCUGUUGCGUCUGAACAGAUCUACCGUGCAGAUUAUGUUUUGCACCAUUUCAUUCAUUAUUCCACGGUCACUGGCUUGUCAAAUUUGAAUAAAGAAGACAUCGAGAAGCGUGGACUGAAAUGGAACGCGAGGAACCCUUUUCCGGAUCCUCUUUCUAGAUUCGGUGACGAGGAGAAAGAAGCUUUGAUGCUUCACACCAAGGCAGUAGCGCAUCAGGACACGGUAAGUUGGCACUACAACAGAAACAGCGAGAUUGUCGUAACGUAAUCUGAGCGACCGAAAAUGCAACCAAACAAUCGUCUCACUUGUUGUCGGAAUCGCUUCAAUCGCAUUGGAUCUGUUCCAAAAGUUGUUUUGGGACGAAACAUGCAAAACUGAAUACGAAGGCCACGCAUUUUGUCGCCUUGGAAACCCAUUUCCAGACGUUGCAAACGGCGUGGACGUUGGCGACGGUAAGGAUGGCCUCAAGUACAACUGCUACGUGAAUAAAAAAAUCGACAAUUA